UUUGGCUAUGAGACAUCAGGAGCCAUGGCGGGUUGGCACCGGAUAACCGCUUUCUCUUCGCAGCUUCUAGUCGGUUUGUUAUUGUUGCUCUUGUCAGCUAGGAGCAGCGGGAGACCACCGGAGAAAUGUCUCGACUACAAGUCUUGUCAGCCCCCAAGACCUCCCGUGGUCCUCAUUCCUGGGGAUCUAGGAAACCAGUUGGAGGCAAAGCUGGAUAAACCCAGUGUUGUCCAUUACAUCUGCUAUAAGAAGACUGACUCCUUUUUCACUCUGUGGCUCAACCUGGAGCUGCUGGUCCCUGUAGCCAUAGACUGUUGGAUAGACAACAUAAGAUUGAUGUACAACAGGACCACACACACCACCUUGUCUCCUCCAGGUGUGGACAUUCGUGUCCCGGGGUUCGGACAGACGUAUUCACUGGAGUAUCUGGACCCCAGCAAACGCAGUGUGGGCAUGUAUUUCUUUACUAUAGUGCAAGCGCUGGUAGACUGGGGCUACACCAGAGAUGACGAUGUCAGAGGAGCUCCUUAUGAUUGGAGGAAAGCCCCAAAUGAGAAUAAAGAGUAUUUCCUGGCACUGCAGCAGAUGAUUGAACAGAUGGCAGAGAAAGCUGGUGGGCCUGUGGUGCUCAUUGCUCACAGUAUGGGCAACAUGUACACCUUGUACUUCCUCAACCAGCAGCCUCAGGCUUGGAAAGACAAAUACAUCAAAGCUUUCAUCUGUUUGGGUCCACCGUGGGCUGGAGUGGCCAAGACCCUCCGCGUGAUCAUCUCUGGUGAUAAUAACCGCAUCCCAGUAAUUAGCCCGUUGAAGAUUCGCUCUCAGCAACGUUCUGCUGUCUCCACCUCCUGGCUGCUCCCCUAUGCCCACUCUUGGCCCAAAGAUGAGGUCCUGGUGCAGACACCCACCACCAACUACACCAUGCUGGACUACAAGCGGCUCUACUCAGACAUCGGUUUUGAGGAUGGCUGGCUGAUGCGUCAGGACACGGAGCCACUCGUAGCCGACCUCACACCCCCCGGCGUGGCCAUCCACUGCUUAUAUGGCAGCGGUAUCAACACAUCUGAGGCCUUCCGGUACUCCGACAAGUUCCCCGACGUGGAACCCACGGUGGUGUUCGGCGAUGGGGAUGGGACAGUGAACUUGCGAAGCGCUGUCCAGUGCAAGCAGUGGGUAGGAAAGCAGAAACAGCCUGUGAUGUUAAAAGAGCUUCCAGGGAACGAACAUGUGAACAUGUUGUUGAACUUGACGACUGUGGCUUACAUCAAGACCGUGCUGUUCUCGCCCUGAUGCUAGCAGAUACUGAGGGACAGCCUGGCAGGGAGACCACUUUACUCACGUGCUGUAAUAUUACACUGACACACACACAGCCAUAUGAAGGACAGACAGGGAAUGACUCAUCUCAUCUGUCUCUCUGAACACUGACUGCCAAAAUAUUCCCCUGUACAUGCCACAUUGCUCAAGAAAAAGUAUUGAAAUUUUGUAGUGCAAUUGCAGAAUCAAAGUUUUAAGUUAAUUUUAUAGCUGUAAUUUUACAAUUUAUGUUAAAGUCAGGUUGUUUACUCUUGAGCAAAGCCUAAAUACGAUGACUUUUAUAUUGGUCUGAGAUUUGAAAGAACCCAAGAGUUUACCCACCAAAUCCAUAUUAUGAUAAAGGACAUGUCAAAAACCAGGGAUAUAAUGUAUGUGCCACUAUCUGUGUUAUCAAUCAAAGUCAGAUCUUUUAUCAGUGUUGUGAAAUAGAAUCCUGAACUUCUUUGACUAAUUUUGUUAGGCUAAAUGGUUUAAGUAGAUAUUUUAUUUAUAUCUUUCUCAGUGCACCAGGUCAUAUGUAUCAGUGCUUGGUAUAUAUGUGAAUGAGUGAAAAAACCUAAGCAGGCUUUUACCAAAAACGACUAGAUACAUUUUAUUGUCAUGUAAUUUCAUUUGAUUUCUAGUGAUCCUUUUGUUGAUCUUUUUUUAUUUUUCUGCAUGCAGCCAAGCUGUAACUCCCUGAUUGUCCUAGAGCUUUAUUUUUAUUGUGUUGUCCAUGUUACAUGAAUCAUGUGCUGAAGGACUGGACCCAUACCUGGGAUAUGGAAGUUGAUUUUAGUCAUGCUGAAGCCACUCAAAGGUCAAACAAUAAGCUUUAAACAAAAAACAUUUUACUCAAAGUCCACUUAAUAUCUUUUUCAGGAGCUUUGAACUGCAUCUCAUGACCUUUAUCCAUAGAAAGUUGGCUCCAUUCAUUGAAAUUGUUCUAUGCUAUGAAGAAGACCGGGAAAUGCAGUUGAAAGCUCUAGAAAAAGCCAGCAAGUGGACCUUGAGAAACUUGAAAAAUAUGCUAUUUGACUCAACAACCAAACAAAAAGAUAUGUCAAGAGUUUUGGAAAAAAAAAAAUCUGAACUUGAGGUCCAUUUAUUUCUUCAGACUUUCAACUGCAUUCCAUGGUCUUUAUCAAUAAAUGGAGUUUUGAUGAGUUUUUGUGGAGGUAGCUCAGUUGUGCUCAAGUGACCUAUGUAUGGGACUUUGGUUCGAACUUCAGACCAUAGUUUUAUUUUUAGGCCUCAUGAUGAUAACUUUAUCUGCUGAUGAAGAUCAUGAGAUGUGGGCGAGAGUACCAGAAACUCAGGUAAGAGGAGCUUGAGUACUUUUUCUGAUUUUCAGCAAAUGAAAUUCAUUUUAAAUCAUUUUCCAGAUUGUUUUCUAGAUGGUUGUAUCCAAAUGGCUUUCUAAUUUGGCAAUAAAAAGCCAAAUGAUAGUGAAUUUUUUUUUUUAACUGUUUGAAACAGUGUUUUAGUAUUCAAGCAAAAUUGAGGUUCUAAAAUGAAAUUACCCACUAUAUUCAGCAUAGGAAUACUGCUUUUUACUUCAGCCUAUCUGGUCAGCAUGCACUCCUGCAGUACCUCUAUCCAUAAAUUACAAAGGAACAGCUGUUUCACAUAACUUUCCAUGUUCCAUACAGUAUAUUGAUGUUUCGGUACAUAUGUUUUUCCCAGGUUUAGUGUGUACCAGGUGACUAGAUAGGCAGGUUUUACACAGGCACAAAUGAGGGGACUUUUAUUGCUUAUGGAAUAGGUCAGAUCUUUUAUUUGUUAUUUCCUCUCUGUUUAGACAGACAUGAAAAUUUCAGACUACUGUUAAAAUUUGAUUCCCUGUCCUUGUGGAAAUGCAGCCAGAAUCCUUCUGACUUGAGUGGUUGUACUGUGCUAUCCAGCCCUCACUGGUGAAGACCUAGAUGAUAUACUCUUAAGUAUCAUAUCUGCUGUGAAUUAUCAUAACAUUGUGUGUCAUAAUAAUGUGGUGACAUCUAAAGAGUACAAUAUGUCAUAUUACAUUCAGCCAUUGACAUUUCUUUGUGGAGAAAAUCCCUCUGGUAAACCUUUCACAUUGUUUUAAAAAUUCAUGUAAUUGUUGUUCUUUUGGACAGUUAAGUUAUUCUUUGUAUAAGCACAGGACAAUAGUCGUUUUAACUGUAUUAAUUGAUGACAAAUCACUUCCUCUGUGUAAAUAAAUGGUAA
This is a messenger RNA of Xiphias gladius (swordfish), 3501 nucleotides long. RefSeq names its product phospholipase A2, group XV (gene pla2g15). The coding region runs from base 25 to 1290 and encodes 421 amino acids. Gene Ontology annotation, biological process: phosphatidylcholine metabolic process; ceramide metabolic process. Gene Ontology annotation, cellular component: lysosome. The record is from RefSeq and is a predicted model, not a curated record. The transcript is spliced from 7 exons. NCBI's taxonomy places the organism in Eukaryota, Metazoa, Chordata, Actinopteri, Istiophoriformes, Xiphiidae.